Aspergillus versicolor CBS 583.65 is the source of this 1704-nucleotide messenger RNA. RefSeq names its product prion-inhibition and propagation domain-containing protein. Bases 1 to 1704 code for a protein of 567 amino acids. NCBI's taxonomy places the organism in Eukaryota, Fungi, Ascomycota, Eurotiomycetes, Eurotiales, Aspergillaceae. Gene Ontology annotation, biological process: protein phosphorylation. Gene Ontology annotation, molecular function: protein kinase activity; ATP binding. The record is from RefSeq and is a predicted model, not a curated record. The transcript has a single exon.
AUGGAGGUCGCCGGACUCGCUUUGUCGGCGGUGUCCCUGUCAUUUGAACUGUUCGGAGGCUGCGUCGAGGGCUUCGUGCUGCUCUCAAAUGCGCAGAAUUUCGGACGAGAUGCAUCCUUUCUUCGGACUAUGUUAAAUGUCGAGGAAUACCGGUUUGUCAAAUGGGCUGAUGCUGUGGGUCUGACAGAACCAGGUGCCAAACUGCUCCCACAGGUCAACAAGACGCUGGCCGAGGAGCUCAUGGUGCAGCUGGGCGACAGACUCGACGCUUCCAGGCUUAAAGAGCGUUAUUCGCUUGAAGUCCAACCAGGAGACUUCGGCAACUCGACAGACGAAAAUAAAAGAGAACCAGGGAUCCUGGCAGGGGUGUCCGAGGAGCGACGGAGGGAGAUUUUGGCACGCGCCAGACUCCUGCAGGGUCAAGGUCUAUCGAAGCGACUGCGGUGGGCAGCAAUUGACAAGGCGCGAUUCCAAGCUCUCGUUCAAGACGUGAGAGAGAUCGUGGACGCCCUUUGGCAUCUGCUCGAGCCGAUUCAGCUUAGGGUUCUGUCGCAGCAGGUCGGCCAGACGCUGACGGCCGUUGUAGACAUGAGCCACGAUAUUAAUGCCCUGAAAGGCCUUCAUGCCAGUCUGACCCGGAAAGGCACCGCUACAAUACCGUCAUUCGAUAUUCUUGAAUCUGCAGUCGGAUUGAAGGUGGUUCGUGAGCAGCUGCCAGCUGAGAGUGACACCCAACAGCCUCGCCAAUCGCCAAACAAUGAUCCUAUUAAACCGUUGGAUCGGUCUCUCCUCAAACGCGUUACUACCAGCUCCUACACGACUGCGCCAUUUAUCGCGGAAUAUGAUGGCAAGCCAGUGAUCUGUGAGGCCAAGGUAGUUCCAGCACGGUUGAAACCAAAGCUACGACUACGAGCGCAGAAUCUCGCAACGCUGCUGUCACUGCCUAAAAGCUCGAGAUUUCUGACACUGAGAUGCCUGGGAUUCAUCGAGGACCAGGACGAGUUUGUCUUCGUCUACGAGUAUCCAGCCGGCUCUGACACGUUAUGCCCACCACGGUCACUGCAGGACCUGAUGCGUGAUGCAAAAUCGAGGCUCCCAAGUCUCACAACAAGACUAGGGAUGGCAUUGGAAAUAUGCAGAACUCUCUUGACAGUACACACUGCUGGCUGGCUGCAUAAAAAUGUCCGAUCGGAGAACAUCCUGUUUUUCAGCGACAGCACGUCUUCAGGGGGCGUAUCGAACACACUGACUCGCCCUUACUUGGCUGGAUUUGCAUUCUCACGCGUCGACUCCCCGGUAGAAGUUAGCGACCAAGCCUCAGAAGACCCCUUGCUUGAUAUUUAUCGGCAUCCACAAGGACUGGGAGAGCCGUCUGUUGCGUACGCGAUGUACAUGGACCACUACUCUCUAGGAAUGGUCCUCGCCGAGAUCGCUGAAUGGCGAUCACUCAAGCAUAUCGUCAAAAAGCAAGUCGAUGUGACCAACCGCCUGGUUGAUGUGCCCUUGUCGGCAUUGGCUGGUAUCCAGGCCUGGUUCUGGCGAGAGCUCGUGGAACGAGGACAGAUUGAAUUUCGCAUGGGUGAAGUCUACGGAAGAAUGGUCUCCUAUUUAACGAGACCUGACCGAGAAGAUCAGACUGAACGCACGGAGAGUCUGCUCGAGCUUGAGGAGUUCGUCAAUGAGCUUGGCUGCUGCCGGGUUUAA